GUUCCUCCCACUCCGCCGCCGCCCACUUCCGGCUCGGCCUCCCGGGGACCGCUUUGCCCAGGACACCGCCUUCCUCCUGCCCGGCUCCAGCACCUUUCUCCGUCUGUCCGGAUCCGGCUUCCACAGGAAGCUUUAAAAUACUCCCAUCAUGACCGACUCCAAGUAUUUCACAACAAAUAAAAAAGGCGAGAUAUUCGAGUUGAAGGCUGAGCUUAAUAAUGAGAAGAAGGAGAAAAGAAAGGAAGCAGUAAAGAAAGUUAUUGCUGCUAUGACUGUUGGCAAAGAUGUGAGUUCGCUCUUCCCAGACGUGGUGAAUUGCAUGCAGACGGACAACUUGGAGCUGAAGAAACUUGUUUAUCUCUACCUCAUGAACUAUGCUAAGAAUCAGCCUGAUAUGGCCAUCAUGGCAGUGAAUAGCUUUGUCAAGGAUUGUGAAGAUCCAAAUCCUUUGAUCAGAGCUCUGGCUGUCCGUACAAUGGGUUGCAUCCGUGUCGACAAAAUAACCGAGUAUCUGUGUGAGCCUCUUCGUAAGUGUCUGAAAGAUGAAGACCCAUACGUUCGUAAAACAGCAGCAGUCUGCGUGGCCAAACUGCAUGACAUCAACGCUCAAAUGGUAGAGGAUCAAGGCUUCCUGGAUUCUCUACGUGACCUGAUUGCUGACUCAAACCCCAUGGUGGUUGCAAAUGCUGUGGCUGCUCUAUCUGAGAUCAGUGAAUCCCAUCCAAACAGUAACCUGCUUGACCUCAAUCCUCAGAACAUUAAUAAACUCAUCACUGCUCUGAAUGAGUGCACUGAAUGGGGUCAAAUCUUUAUACUUGACUGUCUGUCAAACUACAAUCCCAGAGAUGAACGUGAGGCACAGAGUAUCUGUGAGCGGGUGACACCACGACUUUCCCACGCUAACUCUGCAGUUGUCCUCUCGGCUGUGAAAGUGCUGAUGAAGUUUAUUGAGCUUCUUCCCAAGGAUUCCGAGUAUUACAAUACAAUUCUGAAGAAGCUGGCUCCUCCCCUUGUCACCUUGUUAUCAGGGGAACCUGAGGUGCAGUAUGUAGCUUUGAGGAACAUCAACCUUAUUGUACAGAAGAGGCCAGAAAUCCUGAAACAAGAGAUAAAGGUGUUCUUUGUGAAAUACAAUGACCCAAUAUAUGUCAAACUGGAGAAACUAGACAUCAUGAUUCGACUUGCUUCUCAGGCCAACAUCGCUCAGGUCCUGGCAGAGCUGAAGGAAUAUGCCACUGAGGUUGAUGUUGAUUUUGUCCGGAAAGCAGUCCGUGCCAUUGGCCGCUGUGCCAUCAAAGUGGAGCAAUCAGCCGAACGCUGUGUCAGCACUCUGCUUGACCUCAUCCAAACCAAAGUCAAUUAUGUUGUUCAGGAGGCGAUUGUGGUCAUUAGGGAUAUCUUUCGCAAAUAUCCUAACAAGUAUGAAAGCAUCAUUGCAACUUUGUGCGAGAACCUGGAUUCACUUGAUGAGCCAGAUGCACGAGCAGCUAUGAUCUGGAUUGUGGGUGAAUAUGCAGAGAGAAUCGACAAUGCUGACGAACUGCUAGAAAGUUUUCUCGAUGGCUUCCAUGAUGAGAGCACUCAGGUACAACUGACCUUGCUUACAGCAAUUGUGAAGUUGUUUCUGAAGAAGCCGACAGAUACUCAGGAGUUGGUUCAGCAGGUCCUCAGUCUGGCAACGCAGGAUUCUGACAAUCCUGACCUCCGUGACCGUGGCUAUAUUUAUUGGCGCCUGCUGUCCACAGACCCCGUGGCUGCAAAAGAGGUGGUUCUGUCCGAAAAGCCGCUGAUCUCGGAGGAGACUGACUUGAUCGAGCCAACGCUGCUGGAUGAACUCAUCUGUCAUAUUGGAUCCCUGGCAUCUGUUUAUCACAAACCACCAAAUGCAUUUGUGGAGGGUAGCCAUGGAAUCCAUCGCAAGCACUUGCCAUUGCAACUUGGAGGAUGUGAGCCGGACAGUCCAGUUGGGCCAACAACCACAGCAAACUUGACUUUGGAGCAGCAGCCUCAAGUUAUUCCAUCCCAAGGUGACCUUCUGGGUGAUCUCCUGAACCUUGAACUGGGACCCCCUGUCAAUGUACCACAAAUGUCCUCGAUGCAGAUGGGAGCUGUAGAUCUUUUGGGUGGUGGAUUGGACAGUUUGCUUGGAGGAGAUCUUGGUGGGCCGACCGGUGGGAGUCCUGCUGUUGGUCAAAGCUUUAUACCUUCUUCAGUACCAGCUACCUUUGGCCCAUCUCCAACUCCUGCUGUGUCAAGCAGUGGGCUAAGUGAUCUGUUUGAACUGCAAACUGGAAUGGGAAUAGCAGCUGGAGGCUAUGUGGCCCCAAAAGCUAUAUGGCUACCUGCAGUGAAGGCCAAAGGUUUGGAGAUUGUUGGAACCUUUUCUCGAAGGCAGGGUCACAUCUACAUGGAAAUGAAUUUCACAAACAAAGCCUUGCAACACAUGGUUGAAUUUGCCAUUCAGUUCAAUAAAAAUAGCUUUGGUGUGAUCCCCACAACUCCACUUCCAAUUCACACUCCAUUAAUGCCAAAUCAGAGCAUUGAUAUUUCCUUACCACUGAACACUAUUGGCCCGGUGAUGAAAAUGGACCCGCUGAAUAAUCUUCAGGUGGCUGUGAAAAACAACAUUGAUGUUUUCUACUUCAGCUGUCUCAUUCCACUCAGUGUGCUGUUUGUCGAGGAAGGGAAAAUGGAGCGUCAAGUCUUCCUCGCUACAUGGAAGGACAUCCCCAAUGAAAAUGAACUUCAGUAUCAAGUUAAAGAUUGCCAUUUAAAUGCAGAUAUGGUGUCCAAUAAACUGCAGAAUAGCAAUGUGUUUACCAUUGCUAAACGGAAUGUGGAGGGACAGGAUAUGUUGUAUCAAUCCUUGAAGUUGACCAACGGGAUUUGGAUGUUGGCAGAGCUGCGCAUUCAACCUGGAAACCCCAACUACACGCUGUCACUAAAAUGCAGGGCACCAGAGGUAUCACAGUAUGUCUACCAAGUCUACGACACUCUUCUGAAGAAUUGAAGAUCGGAACCAGCUCCCCAAUCGUACUGGAUGUACCCAUCUUAAUGCACACCUCUCAGCAAAUAUCACUAACAGUGCGUACUAGAAAUGGAUCCUAACCAAGAUCUCCAUUUGGUGUUUUUUAAUGGAAAUGCACUGAUGAAAUGGUGAAACGUAAAAUUGUAUACAUUCGAUAGAAGGUGUCAACUAUAGUCACUUUCAGUGCCAGAAAUUUGUGUUCUUUUAUUUGCUUUUUUUUUUUUAAACCACUGUUCAGACCACUACUCAGUGAUAUUAUUUCAACAGAUAUAUUUGUUCUGUGCCAAGUUUGUUGUGUUUUAUUAAUUGAUUUAGACCUAAAGUAUAAUUGGACUAGGUAAGUUAGCAUCUGUGCUAGUGUCCAUAGGAUGUGUAAAAUAUAGAGGGUGGCCAAAAUGUGGGUGUGUUUUUAAAGCAUUGAGAAUGUCAUGGGGAAAGUACUUGAAAUAUAUAAACCAUGAGAGUUACUUUCCCCAUAAGAAAACUUGUUUAUUUAACCAAGCUGUACUUAAUCAAACCUAUACAAUAUUUCCUUUUAAAGGCUCCUCUUCACAAAAAUCCUGCAGGUUCUUGAAGGACUUUGUACGUGUUCCUGAGAAGAAGCCCUAGUUUUUCAGUGUCAGUCGCUCACGAUAAUCUGAGAUGGGUGGAGUCUUUUUUUCAGGACUUCACGUUUCUCACUGAAACCAACCAAUGUCCUACUUCUCCUGAAACCUGCUCAGCAAUAAUGUUGUAUCGUGCUGAAACUUGAGGACUUUUCCCCCUUAAGAAAGGAGAGGGGGGGGGGGGGGGGCGGGGGGGCGGUUUUUUGCAUGUCUCCCAUUUAAGGAUUUUAUUUACAAUAACAUUUAUUGUAAGCAGCAUCCUACAUGGUGUCUGCAUUGUCCUCAUACAAAAGGCUUAAUUUUUGUAGAUGUGCUUGUUGCAGUUUUCCUUAAACAUGGUUUUUAAAUCCAUCCCUGAUAUUUCAAUAAAUUGUUUGACAAAAUAGAAAUAGCAAUAUAGCUAACCAGGUGCAGGGUCUCACUAAAAAGCUUUUCACUGUAUUUUGGUGGUGAUGCAUUCUGAUUGAUCCUUAUUGCCCCAAGGCUUUUUCUUUAUAUUAAUACUCAUUAAGAUAUAGCUCAUUUUAUGUUCAUACGUCAAUAAAGUGGACUGAGCUUCGCAAAAUGUCUUGCUGACAAUCUUAAUGAAUGCUAGUUAAGCGUUUAGUUGUAUCGUUGUGGCUGAAUGUAGCAUCAGUAUUGAUUGGAUUUAUUUUGUUGCUCUCAUUAGUAUGUUAGGUGGAUGGACAUGUCUCUCUCUCUCUCCUGUGGUUACCUGGAUAGUGAGUCAAAAAUCAGGAUCAGGUUUGGCUUCAAUGAAUGUAUUCUAUUUCAAGCAAGGUAAUCUUCCCCAGCACCUUUACUCCAAAAAAAAUGGACAGAUGACUCUACCCAUUCAUAAUGUUGACAGUUUCCGAGGUUUUAAUGUUAUGACGAUUGAGCACAAUCUGGUUUGAGACAACUGUCUGUGAUUGUAAUCUCUAUCAAUCACCAACAGGGCAUGUUUAUUGCAGUCUCCGCGGUGCAAGCAUGCACCAAGCAACAAAUUCUAUAACGAGGAAACCACAUAAUGGUGAACAACACAGAUUUAUAUCCUGGAGAAUUUUUACGUUUUCUGUGUAUUAAUAUUUCACAAGGCUUUAAACAUUUUUCUUUUUGUGUGUCCUUGUCAACUCGUUGAUUUAAUUCACUGGUUUACGAUUAUCACGUGUUUCCAAUGGCACCAGAUGAAACACUGAUAGGGGGCAGAUGUUUCUCAGAGAUGCUCAUCAUUUUGUGCUUUUGUUUUAGAUUGCUAGCACCUGCGGUUUCAUUUUUUCAGAGACGCUUGCUAUUUUCUGGUGAUGCAUUGGAAGAUUUAAUGUUAAUGAGUGAAGGACUUCAGUGAAGAAGUCUCCUGUCAUAGGAAGACGGGAGAAGGUACUGUCAGACCUAGAUUCUCUUUGUGCUGGAUUGGCUGAUUCCAUUCAAGUACCAGUAGGGUUUUCAUGAUCAUCAACUCUGCUGGGCUAAAGUAGUGAGCUAAUCAGCCAGGGCUGCCACUUUAAAUCAGCCAGGGCUGCCACAGCUAGAUAUAAUUUGUCAGAAGCAUGUAAAGCUCACAGUUAUGAUGAUGUUCAAUUGUGUCUUCUAUUGUCUAAUAUCCUGGCAACAUUUGUCUAUAUGCUUCUAGAGAGUAGGAGGUGUGCCUCACCAAGAAACUAUGUAUAUUCACGAAAGAGAGGAAUUGAAUUGGUAUGUAAAAAAAAGUUACUUGUAUUUUUAAGGUUUUCGCAUCAAAUCCAGUGAAUGAAUAGCUCAUUCUGUUUAGACAGCCAGACUACUUUUGCUAGAUGUGAUCGGAAUUUCAAAAGCAAACUACAUAUUUCACAAAUUUCCAGUAGUUGUAAUUCAUUAAUGUUGUAUUAAGUGAUAAUCCUAAGUAUGGGAGUUCAAAUCUCAUCAUGACACAUUUGAGAUUGUGAAUGUAAUUUAAACAAAAAACAAGCUUAAAGCUGGUAUCAAUUUAAAAAGCACAUUAAGCCAUUGGAUCAAUGUAAAAUCUUUACAAGUUCACUAAUAUAUUGCCAGGAUGAAAACCCGCACUUCUUAACAAUUCUGACCUUUACAUAACUAAGGCAGUUGAUUUAGUAGGCAGUGCACCACUUCAAGGAAUAUGCUUAUCUAAUAGUGAGAAUUCCAAUGAAAGCACUUUUUCUUGUGUGAUCAAACUGUUCCAGUUCACCCUGUGCUGAGCCUUUAUCUAUUGCAAUGUGCUGCUGCUUUAUGUAUGCAAAUGCAUAAACUGUCAUCUUAUAAUAGUUUAAACCCUGUAUUAAAAGUGGUUUCCUCGAUUUAUUUUUCAUAUGUAACAGUUGUUUGUGUUUCUUGGGAAGGAAUGAAAUGAUUCCAAAUUCUCAUUUCCACAUUAUAGUUAAAAAGGGAAUGCAACAGGACUCUUUCAGGCUUGCGCCAAUUAAGGGCCUGUUCCACUUACGCGACCUUUAAAGGCGACUGCCGACACCCAUGAUAGGACACCGAAAUUUUCAACAUGUUGAAAAUUCAGCGGCGACCAGAAAGACGCUACGACUCUUUGGAGACCUCUCUCACGACCAUAGGAGACUUCUCACAACCAUACAUGCUGGAUGGUCGUGAGAAGUCUCCUAUGGUCGUGAGAGGUCACCCGCGACAUGUCGCCAGGGGUCGCCUGUAUGGUCGUGAGAGGUCUCCUAUGGUCGUAAAGGUGGCGUAAGGGACAGGCCCUUUAGGCUGUGCAGGUACACACCUCAAAGAUAAUGAUCCUCCAAACUUUAGGGCGGGGGAGGGGGGAGGGGGUUCCUGCAGGACUGAGGAAAGCUCAAGGCUAACCCAUUUUAGAGUUGCUAAUACUGCAGGAUUGGAACUUAAAUGUAAGGUCAUUGUUUAUCAAUGUGCUUUCGAACAAUGGUUUUUAAUGGGUUGUGUUUUUAGGAGAGAAUUAAAAAUGAUUCCUAGAUUUGUUGAGUUGCCUCACUGGGUAACUGAAGAAUACUCUCACCUUGUACUCACUCUCAUUCCAGUGAAGCUGGUAUACUUAAGAUGCUUCAUUCCAUUCUCAAUGCAUUCCAAAUAUUGUAUAACUUGUCUGCUGUAAGGAUGUGUGUAAAAUUUAAUUUUCCAAAUUUAAUAUUUGACUGUUGACAUGCUCGUGGCUCAUAUUACUCUGUUUUCUGAUAAAUUGAUAAAUAAAAUACUUCAUUGAAUGUUACUGAACCAGAUUUAGUCAAAGUUGAUACAUGUUGAUGUGUCCAUUAAAAUCUGGCUUCCAAAUGUUUUUUGGUCUCUUUGUCUGCUGUUAAGGGUCGUAUGUUUGUGCAUAAUGUGCACUUUGGCCACAGAAAUUACUCCCCUGAGCAUAAAGUGUGAGUUGAUUGGUUCAUCAUCAUUGCAGGAGUGUGAAGGUUUUUGGCGGCAGUGUUUAAUGUUUUACUGUGCAUAAAAAUGUUAUUCAACUUUUAUCAUCCAGUGUCAGGUAUUCAUGGAAUAAAUGAACUGAUUCUAAAGAAA
Molecule: messenger RNA, 7098 nt
Organism: Amblyraja radiata (thorny skate)
Lineage: Eukaryota; Metazoa; Chordata; Chondrichthyes; Rajiformes; Rajidae
Gene: ap2b1
Product: adaptor related protein complex 2 subunit beta 1
Exons: 22
Coding region: 149-3010 (953 amino acids)
Biological process (GO): vesicle-mediated transport; intracellular protein transport
Cellular component (GO): membrane coat; clathrin adaptor complex
Molecular function (GO): clathrin binding
Source: RefSeq, a predicted model, not a curated record